UCAAGCCCGCGUGACAAUGUGGGAGGAGGGGUCGAACUCCAGGGGCUGGGCUGGACUCCUAGUUCCCCAGACAAGACCGAAUGACUCGGGCGUGGCCGGGCAGCCAGAGGGCGGGGCCCGAGGGGGGCCUCAGCUAUCCCCAACUGGGCUGCGCUCCGCUCCGCACAGUAGCAGCUCAACUCCGGCUAGCGUGGAGAUCUGCAGGAGCCUCCCUUCAACCCCACUUCUGGGGUCACUGCCACUCUGUCAGGCCAGGUUCAGAUGGACUUUGUCAGGUGGUCCCACUGCCUGCUCCUUCCUUAAUUAAGGGCUGAUGCUGGAAAACCCUCAGGAGAAGAGUCAGGCCUACCCCCGCCGCCGCCCUGGGAACCACAUAGGCUGUAAGAGCCCCAAAGCCCUCUCAGUCACAGCCAUGUACACCUUCCUGCCUGAUAACUUCUCGCCUGUCAAGCCCAAGCCAUCCAAAGAGCUGAAGCCUCUGCUGGGCUCGGCCACGCUGGGGCUGCUGCUGGUGCUGGCUGCAGUCGUGGCCUGGUGCUACUAUAGCGUUUCUCUACGCAAGGCGGAACGUCUGCGCACGGAGCUGUUGGACCUUAACCUUGGCGGCUUCUCCAUCUGUAACCAGAAGGGCGAGCAGGUCUUCCGCCUGGCCUUCCGCUCCGGUGCGCUGGACCUCGACUCCUGCAGCCGUGACGGCGCCCUGCUGGGCUGCUCUCGCACAGCAGAUGGCCGCCCACUUCACUUCUUCAUCCAGACUGUUCGGCCUAAGGACACAGUCAUGUGCUACCGCGUGCGCUGGGAGGAGGAGGCACCAGGGCGCGCUGUGGAACAUGCCAUGUUCCUGGGAGAUGCAGCAGCGCACUGGUACGGUGGCGCUGAGAUGAGGACCCAGCACUGGCCCAUCCGCCUGGAAGGCCAGCAGGAGCCGCAGCCCUUCGUCACCAGCGACGUCUAUUCCUCCGAUGCAGCAUUCGGAGGCAUCCUCGAGCGCUACUGGCUGUCGUCGCGCGCAGCUGCCAUCAAGGUCAAUGACUCAGUGCCCUUCCACCUGGGCUGGAACAGCACGGAACGCUCACUACGGCUGCAGGCGCGCUACCACAACACUCCCUAUAAGCCACCAGCCGGCCGCACCGCGGCGCCAGAGCUCAGCUACCGGGUGUGUGUUGGCUCAGACGUCACCUCCAUCCACAAAUACAUGGUGCGGCGCUAUUUCAACAAACCGUCUAGGGUACCAGCACCCGAGACCUUCCGGGACCCCAUCUGGUCCACAUGGGUGCUGUAUGGGCGCGCGGUGAACCAGGACAAGGUGCAGCGUUUUGCUCAGCAGAUCCGCCAGCACCACUUCAAUAGCAGCCACCUGGAAAUCGACGACAUGUACACACCUGCUUAUGGUGACUUCGACUUCGAUGAGGCCAAGUUCCCCAAUGCCAGUGACAUGUUCCGCCGCCUGCGCGACGAUGGAUUUCAAGUCACGCUCUGGGUACACCCGUUCGUUAACUACAAUUCAUCAUCCUUUGGCGAAGGUGUGGAGCGUGAGCUGUUCGUGCGUGAACCCACCGGCCGGCUGCCCGCGCUAGUGCGCUGGUGGAAUGGCAUUGGCGCAGUACUCGACUUCACGCACCCGGAGGCCCGCGACUGGUUCCAGGGGCACCUGCGGCGGCUGCGCUCGCGCUAUGCCGUGGCCUCCUUCAAGUUCGACGCGGGGGAGAUCAGCUAUUUGCCGCGGGACUUCAGCACCUACAGGCCGCUGCCGGACCCCAACAUAUGGAGCCGGCGCUACACGGAGAUGGCGCUGCCCUUCUUCUCGCUGGCCGAGGUCCGUGUGGGCUACCAGUCCCAGAACAUCUCAUGCCUCUUCCGCUUGGUGGACCGCGACUCAGUGUGGGGCUACGAUCUGGGUCUGCGCUCGCUCAUCCCUGCUGUGCUCACCGUUAGCAUGCUUGGCUACCCAUUCAUCCUGCCCGACAUGGUGGGUGGCAACGUAGUGCCUGAGCGCGUAGCGGGUGGCGGCAGUGUGCCGGAGCGCGAGCUCUAUGUGCGCUGGCUGGAGGUGGCCGCCUUCAUGCCCGCAAUGCAGUUCUCAGUCCCACCCUGGCAAUAUGACUCCGAAGUGGUGGCCAUCGCACACAAAUUCGCCUCACUGAGGGCCUCGCUGGUGUCACCGCUAUUGCUUGAGCUGGCAGGUGAGGUCACUGACACUGGUGACCCUAUUGUGCGACCCCUUUGGUGGAUUGCACCGGAUGAUGAGACUGCGCACCGCAUCGACUCGCAAUUCCUUAUUGGGGACACACUGCUAGUGGCUCCGGUUCUGGAGCCAGGCAAGCAAGAACGGGAUGUCUACCUGCCGGCAGGCAAGUGGCGCAGCUACAAGGGGGAGCUUUUUGACAAGACACCAGUGCUGCUCACCGAUUACCCUGUUGACUUGGACGAGGUCGCCUACUUCAUCUGGGCAUCCUGACCCAGCCCAGGACUGGGGAGCCCGACAGCCCUAAUCCCAGUCUUCAUGCAGACCUUUAACUUUCCAUCACAAUCACACCGUGUAUUCCCAGAAAGUCCCUACAUCUGCACUACCCACUAAGUGGGUGCUGACAUAAUGUGCUGACCUAGCUCCUGUAGGGCCAGGGGAGUGGGCACUGAGGCAACCUCCCACUCCAAUGAGCAAUCCUAACAGCCCCAUUUCCCUCCACCCCCCUCCAGUCUGCAGAAAUCUGUUCCCUGGGGUGGGGGGGGGGAGUGAGUUCAGAGGGUAAAGUUCAGUUCUCUUCCUGUUACACAUGGUUGGGUUUUAAAAGCACAAAAAGAAACCUCACUUGCCAUCCUUGCCAUCUUUGUCUGUCUGAAGUGAGGACUUGAUCCUCUUUAAGGUCCCAAAAUAGCCCCCUGCCACACUUAGAAAGGGCACAUUCUUGGAGUUGGGAGCCAGGCCCUGAGUUCCAAGUACUGGUCUGAACUGUGGCUGACCUGGUCCCACUCCAGCUGAUGAGAAGGGAUGGGGAUACUUGACCAAUUGACAAGGAGGCAGGAAGUCCCCUUGCAAAAUACAGGAGGACUGGGCUCAGCACGGAGCCAUCAUCAUUGCCCCUCAUUUGUGAAGAGACUCCUAACACUGUACUAACUCAUCUGUGUACACACAUGGGUCAAGGCAACCACCUGGUGGGCAAAGACUUGUAAGGUCAUACAGGGUAGACUUGGUGCCUUAACUCAAGAAGGAGAGAGAGACCAUGUGUCCCUGCAUCCAAGGAAUGAACACAACAUCCCUGAGGCUAGAGAAGCCUGGAGGCAGAGGGCAGGGAGCAAAUUUGAGGCUUUGAUUGUUGAAUUGGCCUCCUCCCAGUUGAUGUCCCUGGGACUCUGGUAGGAAAUAAACAGCUCUUUCAAGAUUCCUCUGUUGCCUCACUCCCUGUACACAUGGCAGGGGUGUGGCCUAAAAGGGAGCAAUGUGCUUAUUCUGGUGGUGGUGUGUUUCAGCACAUGAACUACACGUGCACAUCACUGCCUGCAAAUACAGACACAGGGUAAGUAAGGGCUUUCAUUUCAGCCAUUUUCCCUUUCUAAGAAGAACAGUUUCAGCCAGAGAGUUUUUCCUCACUUUGCAGCUGAGUGUGGUGAAAGGAGUGGCUUGCCAGAGGGGGCAGGUGGGAAACAGGGCAGGGCUUAGCUUCCCUCAACAUGGACAGUAGAACCAGUCCCUCACCCCAAGAGAAGGCAUGCCCUGCCCACUGUUCCACCCCUCUAUUUUCUCAGUGUGAAGAAUGCCUAAUGAAAGUUUAAGGGCACUCACAGAUGCCCACCUCCAGUGCUGAUUCUACCACUCAUCUACAAGCUGCAUGACCUUGAGCAACCUGCUUAACCUCGCUGAGCCUCAGUUUCCUCAUAUGUAAAGUGGUGAUAAUAAUACCUACCUCCCAGGUUGUUGUGGAAAUUAUAAGCACAGAUGUAUGUAAAGUGCCUGGCAUAAGUAGGUGCUCAAUAAAAGGUAGUUAUUAUAAUACUG
Hipposideros armiger (great roundleaf bat) is the source of this 3994-nucleotide messenger RNA. RefSeq names its product myogenesis regulating glycosidase (gene MYORG). The transcript is spliced from 2 exons. Gene Ontology annotation, molecular function: hydrolase activity, hydrolyzing O-glycosyl compounds. Gene Ontology annotation, biological process: skeletal muscle fiber development; carbohydrate metabolic process. Bases 314 to 2458 code for a protein of 714 amino acids. NCBI's taxonomy places the organism in Eukaryota, Metazoa, Chordata, Mammalia, Chiroptera, Hipposideridae. The record is from RefSeq and is a predicted model, not a curated record.